Molecule: messenger RNA, 1054 nt
Organism: Monopterus albus (swamp eel)
Lineage: Eukaryota; Metazoa; Chordata; Actinopteri; Synbranchiformes; Synbranchidae
Product: troponin T, fast skeletal muscle isoforms-like
Exons: 13
Coding region: 75-779 (234 amino acids)
Biological process (GO): sarcomere organization; muscle contraction; regulation of muscle contraction
Cellular component (GO): troponin complex
Molecular function (GO): troponin C binding; tropomyosin binding; troponin I binding
Source: RefSeq, a predicted model, not a curated record
GCAGAGGCUGUGCUGGGGCCACGGCCGAGGACAGGUCGGUGAUCGGACAGACGGUUGCAAAGUCCACUGUCACCAUGUCUGACACAGAUGACAUCGAACAUGUUGAGGAGGGCCUUGAAGAGGAAGAGGGGAAGCCAAAGUUCAAGCCCACCGUUCCAAGAAUCCCUGACGGUGAGAAAGUGGACUUUGAUGACAUCCAGAAGAAACGUCAGAAUAAGGAUCUGGUCGAGCUGCAGUCACUGAUCGAUGCGCACUUCGAGUGCAGGAAGAAAGAGGAGGAGGAGCUGAUCGCUCUCAAGGAGAGGAUUGAGAAGCGUCGCGCCGAGAGGACCGAGCAGCAGAGGAUCCGCGCCGAGAAGGACAAGGAGCGCCAGGCCAGACGUGAGGAGGAGAGGCGGAGCAGGGAGGAAGCUGAUGCCAAGAAGAAGGCAGACGAAGAGGCCAAGAAGAAGUCAGCUCUGGCCAGCAUGGGCGCCACCUACAGCAGCCACCUGCAGAGAGCUGACCAGAAGAGAGGAGGAAAGAAAGAGACUGAGAGAGAGAAGAAGAAGAAGAUCCUGGCCGCCAGACGCAAGCCACUCAGCAUCGACCACCUGAACGAAGACAAGCUGAGGGACAAGAUCAACGAAUUCCACGACUGGAUGCGCCAGCUGGAGUCUGAGAAGUUCGACCACAUGGAGAGACUGAAGAAGCAGAAGUACGAGAUCACCACCCUGCGUAAGAGAGUGGAGGAGCUCAGUAAAUUCAGCAAGAAGGGCGCCGCCCGCCGCAGAAAGUAGGGCGGCUCUUCCCGCCACUGCUCUGAAACCAAACUGCAAUGAAGUUGGACAUACGCCUGAUGAAGCAACGCGCACAACGGCAAAGGCCAUAGCUCAGACGAAGCGAGUGACGCUGAGGUUUACCCUGUGGUUCCCAACCCCUGACACAUGCAACCCGGAGCCUUUAGCUGGAGUUCAGUAGGAAGAGAAGCUACAAUCCUGUUCGCCAUCAGGCUUCCUCCCCUUGACUGUUUGGUUCUCGGCUUUUUUGUAAAUAAAGUGACUCUUCAAGCCUU